Messenger RNA from Naegleria fowleri, 777 nucleotides. RefSeq lists its product as uncharacterized. The coding region runs from base 1 to 777 and encodes 258 amino acids. The record is from RefSeq and is a predicted model, not a curated record. The transcript has a single exon. NCBI's taxonomy places the organism in Eukaryota, Heterolobosea, Eutetramitea, Acrasida, Naegleriidae.
AUGCAACAACAAGAACAAAAACAACCUUUCACAUUUUCGCUCGUUCCAGAUCAAUCGACCCCACUCACUCCAACGACCUUCUCUAACACCACCUUCACGACAACCACCACCACCACCACUAAUUGCUCUUCCUCCUUUUCAACAAUGAACAUCAACCAUCAAUGGCUUGAUUCCACGCAACACCAUACAACGAAUUAUCCACUCCAUCAUCAAACGUGUCUUCAUGAGGACAUGAGUCUAAAUUUCUCUUCUUCCCUCCACAAUGAUGAGUCGACGAGUGAGGAUUCAUCCAUGAUGAGCCUUUCUCCUACUCCAACCUUUGAAGUUCCUCCAUUAAGGAUUGACAAGCAUUAUAGAACGAGUCAUAAAGUGAGGCUUCAAUCCUUGUCACCCUCCACUCCCACUCUUCCAAUAUCUUUUAUUCAUUGUUCACCUAUUCAAGAGGACUUAAAUUGUUGUCAUCACUCCUCAAUCGAUCCACUCGCCACUAAUUGUAACAAUAAUCACUGUCCAAUGGCUUCUGUAACUUCUACUCACUUGAAUGAAAUGUGUCACCAGAUGAAUCCCGCAGUCAUGUCUUUUGACGAAUUUCUGAAAAUCAACUCGAUGCGAUAUUCCUCUCUAGCGAUCCAGAAUCAAUCCUUAUUCGAUGAUGAUAUUGCUCAAAAACGGAAACGACAAUCCAGCAAAGAAGAUCGAGAAGAAGAAAAAGAGCACCAUCAUACAAAGAUGACAAAAUCUGGUUUUUCGACGAGUAGCUUUAGUUUUUUCCAUUAG